Messenger RNA from Podarcis muralis (Common wall lizard), 1545 nucleotides. It is a transcript of the gene NRSN2, whose product is annotated as neurensin 2. The record is from RefSeq and is a predicted model, not a curated record. Lineage: Eukaryota; Metazoa; Chordata; Lepidosauria; Squamata; Lacertidae. Gene Ontology annotation, cellular component: transport vesicle; neuronal cell body; neuron projection. Gene Ontology annotation, biological process: nervous system development.
GCGUCAAAACCAGUUGCCUUCUGUACGGGCACAGAGAGCUCCAUCUUUCCCGCUGAGCUUGUGUUAGAUUCCUCCUGUCUGCAAGGUCCUAGUUAACAAGAUAAUUGGAUUCCGCAGAAGCUGCCACGUUCAUCCUCAGAGAGCGAAAGCGACUCUCCCUUCUCGGCUGCCGGGCUCCGAAUAUUUGGGGCCUGCCAGAGGUGUGGGCAGCCGAGGCCAGCCGUGACUCAGCCAGGCGGGAGGGGAGGCAUUGCGCUCUCGAGAAAGCUGCUCUCGUCCCCGUGGAGACAUCCGUUUCCGAGAGCGACUGACUCAGACACUGGCAGCCUGGCACUCUGGAGCUGCGCUCGCAGCCGCCGGCGGGCAGCAAACCUCGUCUCUGCCUGCUGCCACAGAGGAACGGCCGCCCCGCCAAGCACCCUGCCCGGCUGACCUGGCCGUGAGGGGGUGGCAAAAGGGCAUUUGGCAUUUUGCUGCCUGGCACAGAUGACGCAGCCUGCCUCCUUUGUGAACCGGCGGCAGUGGCGGCUGCCCUGUCUCUUCCACUUCGGCGGGUGCCCACCUGUGGCUUGUCGCUGCCGGCGGAGAGGCAGAGAGAUGCGCUAGGAGGACUUCUUUGGCUGGCGCCAAAAACACAGGUCCAAUGCCCACAUCCUGCCAACAUUCAUGUGGCUGCAGCCGGGGCCCAGGCAUGGAGCGGGGGAAAUGGUACGGGGUUCGUUCCUACCUGCACCUCUUCUAUGAGGACUGCACCGGAGCGAAUCUGGACGGCGAACUGGAUUUGCCCCCAAAAUCUCCAGCCAGCAGCGGCUGGUCUUCUGUCCUCUGGAAGGUGACCCUCUCGGUUGGGACCCUGCUGCUGCUCAUUGGCGCCUCGGCUUUGGCCACGGGCUACCUCCUGACCCCCAAGCUGGAAGGGAUCGGCGAGGCAGAGUUCGUGGUGCUCGACCAGCAGGCGGUGGAAUACAACCACGCCUUGGGGAUCUGCCAGGCCGUGGGUGCGGUUCUAUGCGCCCUGGCCGGGGCCCUGCUGACCGCCUGCCUUCUGUCCUCAGGGCUGCGCAACUUGAACGGAGGCGGCAAGCGGGGGCAGGACGGCGAAGACCAGGAGGAGCAGCUGUCCCCCAUCUUGCGGGAGGGCUCCCCUGGACAGCACCGGGGCGCCAUUGUCACAGCAGCUCCUGUGCCCUUCAGAGACCCCUGGGUGCAGAGUAUUCAGCCUAAGAGAGAGCCGUAAACCCAGACUUUUCCAGAGGGGAAGAAGCCAUGCGCCGAGGCCCACACAGGAUAUAUUUCCAAGCUGUCGCUUCCCUCGUCGAGCUGUUUGGUGCAUCAUGCUUUGAAUGUCAUGUUUCAAACCAGUGGCUCCCAGACUUUUUCAGGGCACCGUCCCCUUGGUUCCAUAAAUUCACCCCCAGGGCCCCCGACUAUUCUGAAACGUCUCCCUUAAUAAGGGGACGUGGGUGGCGCUGUGGGUUAAACCACAGAGCCUAGGACUUGCCGAUCAGAAGGUUGGCGGUUCGAAUCCCCACGAUGGGGUGAGGC